AUGGCGAACCAGACACUCGACUAUGGAGUUUUGCACACCAUCCACCCUCGUUCUAAUGCCAUAGACAUUGAUCCGAGCUUAGUACAAACCUCCUACUCACAAGAGAUCAAUUCGAUGUAUUUCAGUGUUGCAUUUUUGACCGUCUUGGUCUAUAAUUCUCUCGUAACUAUUGACAAGGAGGAAGUACAGAGGUAA
Molecule: messenger RNA, 195 nt
Organism: Fomitiporia mediterranea MF3/22
Lineage: Eukaryota; Fungi; Basidiomycota; Agaricomycetes; Hymenochaetales; Hymenochaetaceae
Exons: 3
Coding region: 1-195 (64 amino acids)
Source: RefSeq, a predicted model, not a curated record